Molecule: messenger RNA, 360 nt
Organism: Nannospalax galili (Upper Galilee mountains blind mole rat)
Lineage: Eukaryota; Metazoa; Chordata; Mammalia; Rodentia; Spalacidae
Product: pleckstrin homology-like domain family B member 2
Exons: 4
Coding region: 1-360 (119 amino acids)
Biological process (GO): regulation of microtubule cytoskeleton organization
Cellular component (GO): basal cortex
Source: RefSeq, a predicted model, not a curated record
AUGGAUGGAGAACUGUUAGAAGACCUGCUGAGGAUACCUCAUCAAAAUGGGUGGAAAAUUAAAACAUGGAAAAAACGUUGGUUUGUUUUUGACCAGAAUAAGAGAACGUUUUCCUAUUAUGCAGACAAGCAUGAGGCUAAAUUAAAAGGAGUAAUAUACUUCCAAGCCAUCGAAGAAGUGUAUUAUGAUCACCUCAAGAAUGCUAAUAAGAGUCCUAAUCCGUUACUCACCUUUAGCGUGAAGACACAUGAUAGAAUCUAUUACAUGGUAGCUCCAGCACCCGAGGCCAUGAGGAUCUGGAUGGACGUUAUAGUCACGGGGGCAGAAGGAUACAGCCCACUUCCUAUUGUAGUGAACUGA